CUCGCACAAGAAAUCUCAUGGCGCUGACUGCACAUGGCGCACCCGGCUGGAUGGCAUUAACCAUUGACUUCACCACCAAUGUCGAUGAGUUUCAGGUAUGGAUGUGUUGCGGAUAUUUCGUGACCUCUGCGCGGCAAGUGCUAAGGUCCCAGGCCCGGCCGUAGUAUGGCAUUCCUAACAUGCCAGCGUCGUGGACGCUGUUCCUUCUGGGUGACGGGUCGCCGACGUACCAACUUGGCCUUCUCACCGGGUUCAAGACCGAAGUGGACGUGAUCGACUUUUCCUGCAUCAACGGGUCGUUGGACAAUGCGCCGAGCGACAUUGCAGAAAUCCGAGAGCCGCGGCAUCGGCGCCAAGUGUGGCUUCGAAAUACCAACGGCGAGCGCUUGGGGUAUGCGGCGUCCUGGUGGAGCAGUGGCGACAUUGACUCGAUCUUUGGCCAAAACCGGACGUUCCCCAUUGGAAGCAGCAUCAAGGCCAACAAAAAGGAACUGUUUCGGGAUAUGAAGUCUGUCUUCCACGGCCGUUCUGCUGCACUGGAAAAGGAGUUUGGCCACCCAGGUCCUUUCUGGGGCCGGUCGUACUUGUUCUGGCAGGGAGGCAAGCCUCUGACGCUGAUCUACGAAGUGUUUUCGCCUGCCCUUUGCAAAUACCUUGGGCCAAUUGACACUCCUUCGACUCGACAAAUGCAUUGUUAGCUAUCCACCCAAAAGAUCACAACUAAAUGUAAACAUUUUUUCUCGUCCACGUGCUUUACACCAGCGUUGACGCUGAAGUCGUGCUCGUCGAGUAGCCUCUCCGAUUUCUAC
This is a messenger RNA of Aphanomyces invadans, 809 nucleotides long. RefSeq lists its product as hypothetical. The transcript is spliced from 3 exons. The record is from RefSeq and is a predicted model, not a curated record. Bases 180 to 698 code for a protein of 172 amino acids. Lineage: Eukaryota; Oomycota; Saprolegniomycetes; Saprolegniales; Verrucalvaceae.